AUGAAGGAAUGCCACUAUUCAGUUUUACAGGUUGAUUACAAAGCAACUUUUGAUGAGAUUCGUCAAUCAUAUAAACAAUUAUCAUUAAAAUGGCAUCCUGACAAAAAUAGAAAUAAUGUUGAAGAAGCUACUCAUAGAUUUCAACUGAUAGCAGCAGCUUAUGAGGUACUGAGUGAUCCUAAUGAGAGAGCUUGGUACGAUUCUCAUAGAAAGCAGAUACUAUCAGAGGGAAAUACAAAAAUGUAUAAUGAAAAUGAUCCAGAUUAUGAUCCAUCUGAAAUGAAUUUAUGGAAGUAUUUUUCAAGAGAUGUUUUUGAAGACUUUAAUGAUGAAAAGAAUGGAUUUUAUACGGUUUAUAGUAAAUUAUUUGAGGAUAUUAUAGAAGAAGAAAUUAAAUAUCUAUCAAAAGAUUCGAGUGAUUAUACAUUUUGGAAGAAUGCUAAUAAAUUUGGAGAUAGUAAAACAAACCUGGAAAUUGUUAUGGAAUUUUAUAGUUUUUGGAGUAAUUUUUCAUCUACACGUACAUUUUCUUGGAAAGAUAUAUGGAAUUUGAAUCAAGCUCAAAAUAGGCAAAUAAGAAGAGCAAUGGAAGCUGAGAAUAACAAGGAAAGAAAGAAAGGUAAAAAAGAGUACAAUGAAACAAUUAGGAAGCUUGUAGAGUAUGUUAAGAAGCGUGAUCCAAGAGUCAUUUCUUAUAUGAGGAAUAAGUCUGAGAAAAUUAUGAAAUUGCAGAAAGAGAAAGAAAUACAGAAAAAAAUGGAGGAGGAGGUGAGAAGGAGAGCAAGAGAUGAAGCUAGAAUUGAAGAGAUGAAAAGAAUGGAGGAGUUGGAUGCCGAGAGAAGGGAAUUGUACGGGAAUGAUUGUCUUCAAGAAGGCGAUCGAGAUAUUGAAUGCUAUGAGACUUUCAUUUACACUUGUAAAUUAUGUAAUAAAACUUUUAAAAGUGAGCAACAACUUAAUUCCCAUAUUAAGAGUAAGAGACAUAUCUCCAAACUUAAUGAUUUGAAGAAGAAUGACCCAAAAAAGUUUGAUUCUUUUAUGAAUAAGGUCGAUAGUACAGAAGAAACAGAUGAUAAUCAGGCAGAAUCUGAUUCUUUAGAUAAUGAAAAACAAAGUGAGAACAUCUUUAAUUCUAGGUUUGGACCAGAAGAAAGAGAAGAAGCGAGCUCUUUAGACGAUGAUAGGAAACUUCCAGAGGAGAGGGUGGAUAAAGAAGAGGAAAACGAGAAAGAUGACGAAGACGAAGAAGAGGAAGAGGAAGAGGAAGAGGAUGACGAAAUCAGUGUUGAAAAGAUCACAGAAAUGAUGGACAAUUUAAACAGAAGGAGCAACAAAGGUAAAGGCAGGUUAAAUAGUUUUGAGGACUCAGCAAACAUGGAGGAUGGAGUUGAAACGGUAAAAGGUAGUAAAAAAUCAAAAGGGAAGAAAAAGGUUGAUAAAACCACAAAAAGAAACACUAAUAAUAAUAAUAAUAAUAAUAAUAAUAAUGUUAAUAAUGACAAAGAAAUUAUGUGGAAAUGUUUAGUUUGCAACCAAGUUUUUGAGUCAAGAAACAAGUUAUUUAUUCAUGUAAAAGAAAAAAAUCAUGCUCAAAUAAAGAGUAACAGCAAUUAUAAGAAUUCAAAAGUUAAAAAGUAA
Cryptosporidium ubiquitum is the source of this 1638-nucleotide messenger RNA. Its product is annotated as DnaJ domain-containing protein. The transcript has a single exon. NCBI's taxonomy places the organism in Eukaryota, Apicomplexa, Conoidasida, Eucoccidiorida, Cryptosporidiidae. Gene Ontology annotation, cellular component: cytoplasm. The coding region runs from base 1 to 1638 and encodes 545 amino acids. Gene Ontology annotation, molecular function: nucleic acid binding; zinc ion binding. The record is from RefSeq and is a predicted model, not a curated record.